AUGGUUACCGCUUCCCGGAUCAAUGGUGCUGAAGAUGAUGACGAGGGGCGAGGAGGGGUCCAAUUCAGUGAGAGGGAUAUGGGUCGGAUAGCACCGGUGGAUCGGGAUGAACUAGAGGUGAAGCAUACUAGGCUGAUGGAGAGGACGGGAGCAUUUGCGAAGCAUAUGGAGAUAGCUGGGCAGAAUGUAUCUGGUGCUGGUCUGGGUGGUGUUAUCCUCUCAAAUUUAACGGUGUGGGCACCUAAUAAAAACCGACGGCCAGCGACCAACUCUACAGGGAGGACGAGUGAGGUUACCUCUAGGAGUGGACCGACGUCGUCGUCGUUGGAAGCGCGCACGCCCGAGGAUGGUGCUGUAGUUGGGGUGCAUCAGAAGGAGGGGGAUUGGUGGCGAUGGUAUGGUACUCGAAUGGAUGGGAAACGUUCGGCGGUGGUCACGGCUAGAAUGCCUUGGGAGUUUUAUGAUAGAGUGGAGACGGAUGAGGAGUAUAAGGCGUAUGAACGACUGUUCACAGAUAGGGCGUCGCUCUCCUCGCAUAGGAGUAAAGAGGCGGGGCUAUGCCCUCGGUGUCAUCGGUCGAGAGUUGCUGUACCGGAGAGUACGAGGGCCCGUUCGCACAGUAUGAAGCUUUAUUAUAGCUCGCCAAGGGAAAGGGCGUUGAAGCCGCUCCCAGUUCGACUGCCAGCUGUAGAGGAGUACCUCAGGAUGAAGGAACCUAGGGGGGAGGGGGAAUUGUUGAAGUUGAAUGAUGCAGAUGUGACGGUGGAGAAGGGCGAGGAGAAGGAGACAUGGACGGACAAAAUAAGGAAGGCCCUUGAUAAGGUGGAAGAGGAGAAGCUGAGGGAGAUGUAUUACCUUGCGAUGGAACCUCGACAGAAGGUGGAUGCACGUGGAGCGAUAUCUGUUAAGGAAUCGCCUGUGGACUCCGUUGCUGAGAGUGGCGGCCUGUCUCCUUCGAGUGAUGUUGAUAGAGGAAGUGCCGCGCUCUCGGCUAAGUCGGGGAAAAACGCGUGUGAUUAUCUGCCCGAAAUAGAGAUGCCGGAGAGGACGGGUCUUGAGGACUCCUCGAUGGGUGAGAGCAUCAUAAAGAGGAUAAUGCAACGUCGAGGGGCUAGGCUGGAUGGAGAGUGUGGUAAAGUGAUGGGAGCUCUGAGGUUUAUGGAGCUAGAUAAGGGCAGGAGUGCGGCACGGAGGUUGCGGCUUGUCGAGGGAGGACUUUGUAGUGAAAGGAGAGGGAUGGGCCAGGGAAAGGCUAAGGCGAUAUGUCGACCUGAAGUGGCUUUGGGUCGAUUACGAUUGGACAACGAGCAGAGCAUGCUGAAGAGCUAUUUUAACUCGGAAAUGCCACGAAGGAGACGACAGUGGUAUGAGAGUACAUUGAAGUGGUUGGAGGGCUUGGUGGGAGUGGAGACCGCAGCAGCAGCAGUCACUACCCAGGGACAGUCAGCGCUUAGUCGGUGUGGUGGCCCGACUUUGAUAUGUACCCCAGCGAUAGUAUAUGUGAUGAAUUACCUGAGAAGGGUGAUUGAAGUGGGAGGGAAUAUCACCUUUGAAACGGUGGUAAAGAAGCUCCUGUGUGGUGUCACAGACGAGGAGCUGAGGGAGAGCGUGGAGUUGAGAGAGAUGGUCGAGGUGUUGGACUGCAUCAUAGAUCCACCUGUGAGGAGUGAGGAUGUUGUCAAUUACGUUAAGGAAAGUCGGCCUGGUUUGGAGGAGGCUUGGCAACCACGAGCGUCGUUGAUUUUAAAGCACCCGUAUUUGAGGGCGCGACUUGAGGGGGAGGUGGCUACGGCGGCUAAGGUGAGGGAGGAGAGAGGGGGAGAGGUCAACAGUAUGCUAGCAAGAGAGGCGUACCCUCCGGGUGGUUGA
Messenger RNA from Perkinsus marinus ATCC 50983, 1869 nucleotides. RefSeq lists its product as hypothetical. The record is from RefSeq and is a predicted model, not a curated record. The coding region runs from base 1 to 1869 and encodes 622 amino acids. NCBI's taxonomy places the organism in Eukaryota, Perkinsozoa, Perkinsida, Perkinsidae. The transcript is spliced from 15 exons.